UUAUUAUCGUUAUGUUCUUCUUGACACACCUGCUUUUAAUCAAGAUGGACAAUUAUUGCCUAACGUUGCUCUUUUUGAAGGCUUACCUCACAAACAACUUCUUACAUUAAAUUUGGAUGUGCCAGAAGCGUGGAUGGUGCAGCCAAUAUGGUCUGACCAUGACCUUGACAAUAUUCGCUUGGCAUUGGUCCAAAAAGAAGUUAUUGCUCGUUUUCAAUUACGACAUAUUCUUCUUGAGGGCCAUUGCUUCGAUGAGCAAAAUGGAAGUCCUCCAAGAGGUCUUCAGUUUGUGUUAGGAACACGUGCAAAUAUAGCAAUGUUUGAUACAAUAGUGAUGGCUAAUUUGGGAUAUUUUCAAUUAAAAGCUGGACCUGGUGCCUGGAUAUUACGUCUCCGUGAAGGGCGUUCCAAAGAAAUUUAUGAAAUAAAAGGAAGUGUUGGUGCAGAAAAGACAAAAUUAGGAAACAAUGCUAAUGGAGAAUUAGAAGAAUUGCACGUUCUUGUUGAAAGCUUUACUGGAAAAACAAUAAGAAUGCGAGUGGCUAAACGGAAAGGAAUGGAAAAAAGAAAUUUGUUAAGUGAAGAAAGUGAUAAAGGAAACAAUGCAGGUGAACGAUCUGAAAGGGACGAGGAAGAUGAUGAUGAUGAGGGCUCAAUAUGGUCCAAUUUUGCGCCUAAAAAAGUUGUUGAGAAUUUGUCAAAUAAAUUAUUGGGUGGUGAAAAGUAUGAUGUAAUAAAUAUUUUUUCUUUGGCUUCUGGACAUUUAUAUGAACGUUUCUUGCGCAUAAUGAUGCUUUCGGUCUUAAAAAAUACAAAACAUCGAGUCAAAUUCUGGCUUCUCAACAACUACCUUUCUCCACAAUUUCGAGAAUCUCUUCCAAUUUUGGGUAAACAUUACGGGUUUGAUUAUCAAUUAAUCGAAUAUAAAUGGCCACGUUGGUUACAUCAACAAACUGAAAAACAAAGAGUUAUGUGGGGUUACAAAAUUCUAUUUUUGGAUGUUUUAUUCCCUCUUGAUGUAAAGAAAAUAAUUUUUGUUGAUGCUGAUCAAGUUGUCCGUGCUGAUAUGAUGGAAUUAAUGGAGCUUGAUUUACAUGGAGCUCCUUAUGGAUACACACCUUUUUGUGAUAGCAGAACAUCCAUGGAUGGAUUUAGAUUUUGGAAAAGUGGAUAUUGGGCUUCUCAUUUGGCUGGACGGAAAUACCAUAUUAGCGCACUUUAUGUUGUGGACCUUCUAAAAUUUAGACAAAUUGCUGCUGGUGAUCGCCUUAGAGGGCAAUAUCAAGGGCUUAGUUCUGAUCCAAAUUCUCUUUCAAAUUUGGAUCAAGAUCUACCAAAUAAUAUGAUACAUCAAGUUAGAAUACACUCUUUGCCUCAAGAAUGGCUUUGGUGUGAAACUUGGUGUGAUGAUGCUUCCAAAACGAAUUCUAAAACUAUUGAUUUGUGUAACAAUCCUCAAACAAAAGAACCAAAAUUAGAAUCAGCUAUGAGAAUAAUUCCGGAAUGGACACAAUUAGAUAAUGAAAUAAAAGAAGUCUUAAUAUUAAAUAAUGAGGAUAACAAAGAAGAAAAGAACAAAGUAAUCGACAAAGAAAAGCAUAGUGAACUUUAA
Meloidogyne enterolobii is the source of this 1612-nucleotide messenger RNA. The record is from the annotation of a GenBank genome assembly. NCBI's taxonomy places the organism in Eukaryota, Metazoa, Nematoda, Chromadorea, Rhabditida, Meloidogynidae.